UAAUUUGACAUUUUAGUAGCGGUAUUUCAUAUUUGUUUACUAAUUUAAAAAGUAAAUGGUUAUAAAGAAAUUUAGAAACUAAAAUGAAGGAAUCUAAACAAACUCAGACUCCUAUAGAAGAUUUAGCAGAAUUACGAAGUUAUUUUGCGAGUCAUAAUGUUGUGCGGGAGUAUAUAGCCCAUAGCUCCAAAGUACAUUCUGUUGGCUGGUCUUGCGAUGGUAGAAGAUUAGCUUCGGGUUCUUUUGAUAAAAGUGUCGCGAUUUUUAACUUGGAGAGAAAUAGACUAGCACAAGAUUUUAUAUUCAAAGGACAUACUGGUUCAGUUGAUCAACUGUGCUGGCAUGCCUCACAUCCUGAUUUAUUGAGUACGGCCAGUGGAGACAAGUCAGUGCGAAUAUGGGACACUCGAUCACAUAAAUGCGCAGCAGCAAUUUCAACAAAGGGAGAAAACAUAAAUAUAGCAUGGUCGCCAAGUGGAGCCACGAUUGCUGUCGGGAACAAGGAGGACCUUGUGUCAUUUAUAGAUGCUCGCAAUUACAAAGUGGUUGUUGAAGAGCAGUUCAAUUUUGAAGUAAACGAAAUCUCAUGGAACAGCACAUCAGAUCUCUUUUUCUUGACUAAUGGACUGGGCUGCGUCCAUAUUCUCACCUACCCGGGCCUGGAGCUGCAGACGGUGCUGAAGGCGCACCCCGGCACGUGUAUCUGCAUCGAGCACGACCCCACGGGCCGGUACUUCGCCACGGGCUCCGCUGACGCGCUCGUGUCCCUGUGGGAUGUUAACGAGCUUGCCUGUCUCAGGGUCUUCUCCAGACUUGAAUGGCCGGUGCGCACUCUGUCGUUUAGUUUUGACGGAAGACUCCUGGCUUCAGCGAGUGAAGAUCACAUUAUUGAUAUUGGUGAUACUGAAACAGGAGAAAAAGUAGCAGAAAUACCGGUACAAGCAGCCACGUUCACAGUAGCUUGGCAUCCAUCCAGAUACUUAGUGGCAUUCGCUUGUGAAGACAAGGAGCCCCCGGAGAGGAAACGGGACGCCGGCAACGUCAAGUUGUGGGGUCUCGGCAGUAGUUAGUGUUAGUGGUUAUAAAUGUGAAUUGAUUUAAGUGAAUUAAACUUUCUCGUCUGA
This is a messenger RNA of Vanessa tameamea, 1124 nucleotides long. RefSeq names its product THO complex subunit 3 (gene tex). Gene Ontology annotation, biological process: mRNA export from nucleus. Gene Ontology annotation, cellular component: THO complex part of transcription export complex. The transcript has 7 exons. Bases 84 to 1070 code for a protein of 328 amino acids. NCBI's taxonomy places the organism in Eukaryota, Metazoa, Arthropoda, Insecta, Lepidoptera, Nymphalidae. Gene Ontology annotation, molecular function: protein binding. The record is from RefSeq and is a predicted model, not a curated record.